UCCUAGCGGAAACUCUGUCGGAGGGAUUUGACUGUUGCACGUCUUCAACUUCCGGUACCGACUGUCGCCUUUCUGCCUCUUCUCCCUUCCAGUAUUUGUCAUUGCCAUCGGAUUUAUCUGAGCAGCCAUCAUGACCCUGUUUCAUUUUGGAAAUUGUUUUGCUUUGGCCUAUUUUCCUUACUUUAUAACAUACAAGUGCAGCGGGCUUUCUGAGUACAACGCUUUCUGGAGGUGUGUCCAGGCUGGAGCUACCUACCUUUUUGUCCAGCUCUGCAAAAUGCUGUUCCUUGCAACUUUUUUCCCCACCUGGGAAGGAGGAGCUGGAGUUUAUGACUUUGUCGGGGAAUUUAUGAAAGCAACAGUGGACCUUGCAGAUCUGUUGGGCCUCCAUCUCGUCAUGUCACGGAAUGCUGGCAAAGGAGAGUACAAAAUCAUGGUGGCCGCUAUGGGCUGGGCAACCGCCGAACUUGUCAUGUCAAGAUGUCUUCCUCUCUGGGUGGGGGCCAGAGGGAUCGAGUUUGACUGGAAAUAUAUCCAGAUGAGCUUUGACUCCAAUAUCAGUUUGGUCCAUUAUAUCGCCAUGGCGGCAGUGGUGUGGAUGUUCACACGCUACGACCUUCCCAAAAGCUUUCGCUUCCCUGUUACCGUGCUGCUGGCGCUCUGUGUCUACAAGUCCUUCUUAAUGGAGUUGUUUAUCCACGCCUUCGUGUUGGGCAGCUGGACGGUGUUAUUGGUGAAAGCUGUGCUGACUGGCGCCAUCUCUCUGUGUUCACUUUUUCUCUUUGUCACCUUGGUGCACAGUAACUAAGGUAGCGCCAAGUGAGCUUUUUCUUUUUUUUUGUGGGCCCGCGAUGGAAAAGACAUUCUCUCGUCUAACGACUGAAACACUGAGAUUUUGUGAAAUGGUCCAUUUUGUAUUUUGAUCUCAAAUGAAGCCGUCGCAAGUACCGUAUUUUCCGGACUAUAAGGCGCACCUGAGAACCUCAAAUCUACUCAAAAGCCGACAGUGCGCCUUAUAGUCCAGUGCGCCUUUAUAUAUGGACUAAAUUCCUAAAUUCAAACUGGCCCGAAGCAUUGUGUCAUGAAAUCAAGCAUAAAUGGCCUGCUGAAGACUAGGAAUCAUGAAACAAAAAGACUAUGGAUCAUUAUUUUGUGAUUAUAAAGUCAUUUGUUGCAUCUGAAGUUGAAAUAAAAAAGAUAAAACGGAGAAUGAUUUGAUUUGGAUGAAAAAUCGGACAUGAUGCAUUCAUGGUGCGCCUUAUAGUCCGGUGCGCCUUAUAUAAGGAUUACGUUUUAAAAUGGGCCAUUCAUUGAAGGUGCGCCUCAUAGUCCGGAAAAUACGGUAACAUUCAUGUUCUGCCUUUUUAAGGACUCAUUUAACACCACAUUUUGAUCCUGUAUAUAUAUUUGCUUAGCGCGGACACUAGAAAUGUCAUUUUCCAACUUUGACACGUACGUCAUGAUCUAAGAAGUGAUUUUUCAUCAAGAUGAAAUUUGACCUGUAUGCGAUAAAUGUUUUACGAGUAA
Molecule: messenger RNA, 1527 nt
Organism: Syngnathus typhle (broad-nosed pipefish)
Lineage: Eukaryota; Metazoa; Chordata; Actinopteri; Syngnathiformes; Syngnathidae
Gene: tmem147
Product: transmembrane protein 147
Exons: 8
Coding region: 131-808 (225 amino acids)
Source: RefSeq, a predicted model, not a curated record